Elephantulus edwardii (Cape elephant shrew) is the source of this 4058-nucleotide messenger RNA. RefSeq names its product solute carrier family 12 (sodium/potassium/chloride transporter), member 2 (gene SLC12A2). Gene Ontology annotation, biological process: potassium ion import across plasma membrane; sodium ion transmembrane transport; chloride transmembrane transport. The transcript has 27 exons. Lineage: Eukaryota; Metazoa; Chordata; Mammalia; Macroscelidea; Macroscelididae. Gene Ontology annotation, molecular function: sodium:potassium:chloride symporter activity; ammonium channel activity. Gene Ontology annotation, cellular component: membrane. Bases 183 to 3797 code for a protein of 1204 amino acids. The record is from RefSeq and is a predicted model, not a curated record.
CACUCGCGCGCUGACUCGGCUGCCGGCGGAGUUCGUGCCGGUCUGGGCUAGCGGCGGCAGGCAGGAGAAGGAGAGCGCGACUCGUUCAUCAGGCGUUGCGGUCGCGGCCGCCGCGGGGUGAGGAGGGCGUGUAGCCUGUGACGUCCCCCAGGCUUUUCUGGUUCGCAGGUGGUCGGGCGGCGAUGGAACCGAGGCCCACGGCGCCCUCCUCCGGCGCUCCGAGGCCGGCAGGGGCCGGGGAGACGCCGCCAGCCGCCGCGCUGGCAGCUACCGGAGUGGACCUGCCUGGCACUGCGGUGCCCUCGGCGCCAGAGGAUGCUGCCACCGCGAGCCGGGGCGGCGGCGGGGUCCGCAAUGAGGUGGUCGCGGCGGCCGGGGACGGGCUGGGAAGACCGCUGGGGCCCACCCCCAGCCAGAGUCGCUUCCAGGUGGACUUGGUCUCCGAGAGCGCCGGACGGGCCGCGGCCGCGGCAGCAGCUGCCGGAUCGGGGACCAAGGAGACCCCUGCAUCCGGAAAGACCGGUGGCGGGAGCGGGCUCCCCAAGAGCAGUGAGGAAGCCAAGGGUCGCUUCCGCGUGAACUUCGUGGAUCCGGCAGCCUCCUCCUCGGCGGAGGAGAGCCUGUCGGAUGCCCCAGGGGUCGGAGGCGACGGACCCAACGUGAGCUUCCAGAACGGCGGGGACACGGUGCUGAGUGAGGGCAGCAGCCUGCACUCGGGCGGUGGAGGCGGCGGCAGCGGGCACCACCAUCACUACUACUAUGACACCCACACCAACACUUACUACCUGCGCACCUUCGGCCACAACACCAUGGACGCCGUGCCGAGGAUCGACCACUACCGGCACACGGUCGCGCAGCUGGGCGAAAAGCUGCUCCGGCCCAGCCUGGCAGAGCUCCACGAUGAGCUGGAAAAGGAACCUUUUGAGGAUGGUUUUGCGAAUGGAGAGGAAAGUACUCCAACCAGAGAGGCUGUGGUCACAUAUGCGGCAGAAAGUAAAGGCGUUGUGAAGUUUGGCUGGAUCAAGGGUGUGUUAGUCCGGUGUAUGUUGAAUAUUUGGGGUGUGAUGCUCUUUAUUAGAUUGUCAUGGAUUGUGGGUCAAGCUGGAAUAGGUCUCUCAGUCCUUGUAAUAAUGAUGGCUACUGUUGUGACAACUAUCACUGGAUUGUCUACUUCAGCAAUAGCUACUAAUGGAUUUGUAAGAGGAGGAGGAGCAUAUUAUUUAAUAUCUAGAAGUCUAGGACCAGAAUUUGGUGGCGCAAUUGGCCUGAUCUUUGCUUUUGCUAAUGCUGUUGCUGUUGCUAUGUAUGUGGUUGGAUUUGCAGAAACUGUGGUGGAGUUGCUUAAGGAACAUUCCAUACUUAUGAUAGAUGAAAUCAAUGAUAUCCGAAUUAUUGGAGCCAUUACUGUGGUGCUGCUUUUAGGCAUUUCAGUAGCAGGAAUGGAAUGGGAAGCAAAAGCUCAAAUUGUUCUUCUGGUGAUUCUCCUACUUGCUAUUGCUGAUUUCAUCAUAGGAACAUUUAUCCCAUUGGAGAGCAAGAAACCCAAAGGUUUCUUCGGUUAUAAAUCAGAAAUAUUUCAUGAGAACUUUGGACCAGACUUUCGAGAAGAAGAGACUUUCUUUUCUGUAUUUGCCAUAUUUUUUCCUGCUGCAACUGGUAUUCUAGCUGGAGCAAACAUCUCAGGUGAUCUUGCUGAUCCUCAGUCAGCCAUACCCAAAGGAACCCUUUUAGCCAUUUUAAUUACUACGGUGGUUUACAUAGGAAUUGCAGUAUCUGUAGGUUCUUGUGUUGUUCGGGAUGCCACUGGGAACAUUAAUAACACUAUCGUGACAGAGUUAACAAACUGUACCUCUGCAGCCUGCAAAUUAAACUUUGACUUUUCAUCUUGUGAAAGCAGUCCUUGUUCCUAUGGCUUAAUGAACAACUUUCAGGUAAUGAGCAUGGUGUCAGGAUUUGCACCAUUAAUCUCUGCAGGUAUCUUUUCAGCUACCCUUUCUUCUGCGUUAGCAUCCCUUGUGAGUGCUCCCAAAAUAUUCCAGGCUCUAUGUAAGGACAAUAUCUAUCCAGCUUUCCAGAUGUUUGCUAAAGGUUAUGGAAAGAAUAAUGAACCUCUUCGUGGAUACAUCUUAACAUUUUUAAUUGCGCUUGGAUUUAUCCUAAUUGCUGAACUGAAUGUUAUUGCUCCAAUUAUCUCUAACUUCUUCCUGGCAUCAUAUGCAUUGAUCAAUUUUUCAGUAUUCCAUGCAUCUCUUGCAAAAUCUCCAGGAUGGCGCCCUGCAUUCAAAUACUACAACAUGUGGAUAUCACUGAUUGGAGCAAUUCUCUGCUGCAUCGUGAUGUUUGUUAUUAACUGGUGGGCAGCAUUGCUUACGUAUGUUAUAGUUCUUGGACUAUAUAUUUACGUUACCUACAAAAAACCAGAUGUGAACUGGGGAUCUUCUACACAAGCUCUGACUUACCUGAGUGCAUUGCAACAUUCUAUUCGACUUUCUGGUGUAGAAGACCAUGUGAAAAACUUCAGACCACAGUGUCUUGUUAUGACAGGAGCACCAAACUCACGCCCAGCUUUACUUCAUCUUGUUCAUGAUUUCACAAAAAAUGUUGGUUUAAUGAUCUGUGGACAUGUACAUAUGGGCCCUCGAAGACAAGCCAUGAAAGAAAUAUCAAUUGAUCAAGCCAGAUAUCAGCGAUGGCUUAUUAAAAAUAAAAUGAAGGGUUUUUAUGCUCCAGUACAUGCGGAUGAUUUGAGAGAAGGUGCACAGUAUUUGAUGCAGGCUGCUGGUCUUGGUCGUAUGAAACCAAACACACUUGUGCUUGGAUUUAAGAAAGAUUGGCUACAAGCAGAUAUGAGAGAUGUGGAUAUGUAUAUAAAUUUAUUUCAUGAUGCCUUUGACAUCCAAUAUGGAGUGGUGGUUAUCCGCUUAAAGGAAGGGUUGGAUAUAUCUCAUCUUCAAGGACAAGAAGAAUUACUGUCAUCACAAGAGAAAUCUCCUGGUCCCAAGGAUGUGGUUUUAAAUGUGGAAUACAGUAAGCCAUCAGAUUUAGAAACUUCCAAACAGUCUGGUGAAAAAACUGUUAAACAUAAAGAUAAGGAAGAGGAUGGCAAGACUCCAACUCAACCACUGUUGAAAAAAGAAUCCAAAGGCCCUGUUGUGCCUUUAAAUAUAGCUGACCAAAAGCUUCUUGAAGCUAGUACACAGUUUAAGAAAAAACAAGGAAAAAACACUAUUGAUGUUUGGUGGCUUUUUGAUGAUGGAGGUUUGACAUUAUUGAUACCAUAUCUUCUGACGACCAAGAAAAAAUGGAAAGACUGCAAGAUUAGAGUAUUCAUUGGAGGAAAAAUAAAUAGAAUAGACCACGACCGGAGAGCGAUGGCUACUUUGCUUAGCAAGUUCCGGAUAGACUUCUCUGACAUCAUGGUUCUAGGAGAUAUAAACACCAAACCAAAGAAAGAAAAUAUUGUAGCUUUUGAUGAAAUGAUUGAGCCAUACAGACUUCAUGAAGAUGAUAAAGAGCAAGAUAUUGCAGAUAAAAUGAAAGAAGAUGAGCCAUGGUUAAUAACAGAUAAUGAGCUUGAACUUUAUAAGACCAAGACAUAUAGGCAGAUCAGGUUAAAUGAAUUAUUAAAGGAGCAUUCUAGCACAGCAAAUAUUAUUGUCAUGAGUCUCCCUGUUGCAAGAAAAGGUGCUGUGUCUAGUGCUCUCUACAUGGCCUGGUUAGAAGCUCUGUCCAAGGACCUACCACCAAUCCUCCUAGUUCGUGGAAAUCAUCAGAGUGUCCUUACCUUCUAUUCGUAAAUGUUCUUUGUACGUGGACAGCCUAGUGCCUAGUUGAAACGGAAAUCUUCAAUGACAUUAACAUCAAUGGCGAACUGUGACUUUUCUUUCACUAUUACAUUGAUUUGAAAGCACACAGAAAGUUGCUCCAUUGAUAUGUUUAUGGAGACUUCAGUUUUGUUAAUUCCGUAUCAGUCUUAAUGAAUGAGGAUUCCUUGUUGGAUGACUGAAGCUCAUGAGAGUAAAGUUUUCCUUUGCUACUUGAAUAGCAAUAAAAGUGUG